AUGGGGAAAACCGAGAGCUUUUCCCCUAAGAUCUGCCACAAGUUCCGCUUUGCUGAUAGGCUGGACAUCAUGCUCAUGGUCCUGGGAUUGCUGGCAUCACUAUUAAAUGGAGCCUGUCUUCCUGUAAUGUCACUGAUUUUAGGAGAAGUGAGUGAUAAUCUUAUUGGUGGAUGCCUAGCCAAAAGCAAUAAAACAAAUUAUCAGAACUGCACUCAAUCUCAAGAAAAGUUGGAUGAAGAGAUGAUUGUUUUAACCCUGUAUUAUGUUGGAGUAGGAACUGCUGCCUUGGUGUUUGGUUACAUACAGAUUUCCUUUUGGAUUAUAACUGCAACCCGACAAACCAGAAGAAUCCGAAAGCAGCUAUUUCAUUCGAUCUUGGCACAGGACAUCAGCUGGUUUGACAGCUGUGAAAUUGGCGAAUUUAACACUCGCAUGACAGAUGACAUCGACAAAAUUAACGAUGGUAUUGGAGACAAGAUCUCUCUGUUGUUUCAAAACAUAUCUACUUUUUCAAUUGGCCUGACAAUUGGUUUGGUAAAGGGCUGGAAACUCACAUUGGUAACCCUGUCUACAUCACCGCUUAUAAUUAUUUCUGUGGCCAUGUUUUCUAAGAUAGUCAUCUCACUGACCAAUAAAGAAUUAAAUGCUUAUUCCAAAGCUGGAGCUGUAGCAGAAGAGGUCUUGUCAUCAAUACGAACAGUUGUAGCCUUUGGGGCCCAGGAGAAAGAAAUUCAAAGGUAUACACAAAAUCUAAAAGAUGCGAGAGACGUUGGCAUUAAAAAAACUAUAGCUUCAAAACUCUCUCUCGGUGCUGUAUACUUCUUCAUGAAUGGAACCUAUGGACUUGCUUUCUGGUAUGGAACUUCCUUGAUUUUCAGCGGAGAACCUGGUUAUACCAUUGGAACUGUUCUGGCUGUUUUCUUUAGUGUUAUCCAUAGUAGCUACUGCAUAGGAGCAGCAGCACCUAACUUUGAAAACUUCACUGUAGCCCGUGGAGCUGCCUUUAAUAUUUUCCAGGUUAUUGAUAAGAAACCCACUAUAGGCAACUUUUCAACAACUGGAUAUAAACAUGAAUGCAUAGAAGGAACUGUGGAAUUUAAAAAUGUUUAUUUCAGUUAUCCAUCAAGACCUUCUGUCAAGAUUCUUAAAGGUCUGAACCUCAAAAUUAAGUCUGGAAAGACUGUGGCCUUGGUUGGUCCCAGUGGCAGUGGGAAGAGUACAACAGUCCAACUCUUGCAGAGAUUAUAUGAUGCUGAAGACGGCUAUAUCACAGUGGAUGGAAACGACAUCAGAACCUUGAACGUGCAACAUUACCGUAAAUGCAUUGGCGUCGUUAGCCAAGAGCCUGUUUUGUUUGGGACCAGCAUUAAUAACAACAUUAAAUAUGGGCGAGAAGGUGUGACAGAUGAAGAAGUUGAGAAAGCAGCAAAGGAAGCCAAUGCUUAUGAUUUUGUAAUGGAGUUUCCCAAUAAAUUUAAUACCUUGGUAGGGGAUAAAGGAAUUCAAAUGAGUGGGGGACAGAAACAGAGAAUUGCGAUUGCCAGAGCUUUAGUUCGAAACCCGAAGAUUCUAAUCUUAGAUGAGGCUACAUCUGCGCUAGAUACAGAAAGUGAAUCAGUUGUUCAACUUGCACUGGAGAAGGCAAGCAAAGGUCGGACUACAAUUGUUGUAGCUCAUCGGCUUUCCACGAUUCGAAAUGCAGAUCUGAUUGUGACCAUAAAAGAUGGUCUAGUGGUGGAAACGGGAACACAUGCUGAAUUAAUGGCAAAACAAGGUCUAUAUUAUUCACUGGCAAUGUCACAGGAGAUUAAAAAAGCUGAUGAACAGAUGGAAUCUAAUACACAUUUGACCGAGAAAGCUGCCAGCUGUGUUCCUCUUUGUUCAACAAAUAGCUUCAAGUCAGACUCUAAGAAUGAAUCAGAAGAAUCCACCCAAUAUAGAAAGGCACAUCUUCCUGAAGUGUCUCUGUUAACCAUCUUUAAAUUAAUCAAGUCUGAGUGGCCUUCUAUAGUUCUGGGGACUUUGGCUUCUGUUUUAAAUGGAGCUGUUCAUCCACUAUUUUCUAUCAUCUUUGCAAAAAUCAUCACUAUGUUUGAAAAUGAUGAUAAAACCACGUUAAAGCAUGAUGCAGAAAUUUAUUCCAUAAUAUUUGUCAUUUUGGGUGUGAUAUGCUUUAUCAGUUAUUUCAUUCAGGGAUUGUUUUAUGGAAGAGCAGGAGAAACUUUAACCAUGAGAUUAAGACACUUGGCAUUUAAAGCCAUGUUAUAUCAGGAUAUUUCCUGGUUUGAUGAUAAAGAAAACAACACAGGUGCCUUAACAACAAUAUUAGCCAUAGAUAUAGCACAAAUUCAAGGAGCAACAGGUUCACGAGUUGGCGUCUUCAUACAAAACACAACUAACAUGGGACUAUCAGCUAUUAUUUCCUUCAUGUAUGGAUGGGAGAUGACACUCUUGAUUCUGAGUAUUGCUCCAAUACUUGCUCUGACAGGAAUGAUUGAAACCGCAGCACUAACUGGAUUUGCCAACAAAGAUAAGCAAGAACUUAAGCAGGCUGGAAAGAUAGCAACAGAAGCUGUGGAGAAUAUCCGUACUAUUGUGUCAUUAUCAAGAGAAAGAGACUUUGAGCAAAUGUAUGAAGAGACACUUCAUACUCAGCACAGAAAUGCCCUGAAGAAAGCACAGAUCAUUGGAAGCUGUUAUGCAUUCAGCCAUGCCUUUAUAUAUUUUGCCUACGCAGCAGGGUUUCGAUUUGGAGCCUAUUUAAUUCAAGCUGGACGAAUGACUACAGAGGGCAUAUUCAUCGUUUUUACUGCAAUUGCUUAUGGAGCUAUGGCCAUGGGAGAAACACUGAUUUUGGCGCCUGAAUAUUCCAAGGCCAAAUCUGGUGCUGCACAUCUGUUUUCUCUGUUGGAAAAAAAGCCAACUGUAGACAGCUCCCAACGAGAAGAAAAAAAGAUGGACACAUGUGAAGGGAAGAUAGAGUUUCGCGAUGUCUCUUUCUUCUAUCCAUGUCGCCCUGAAGUACUCAUCCUACGUGACUUGUCCCUCACUAUUGAGAAAGGAAAGACAGUAGCAUUUGUUGGCAGUAGUGGCUGUGGGAAAAGCACAUCUAUACAACUUCUGCCCAGAUUUUAUGAUCCCGUGAAAGGACAAGUGUUAUUUGAUGGUGUGGAUGCAAAGGUGCUGAACAUACAGUGGCUCCGUUCCCAAAUAGCAAUCGUUUCUCAAGAACCUAUGCUCUUCAACUGCAGCAUUGCUGAGAAUAUAGCCUAUGGUGAUAACAGUCGUAUUGUCCCAUUAGAGGAAAUCAAAGAAGCAGCAAGUGCAGCAAAUAUCCAUUCAUUUAUUGAGAGUCUUCCUGAGAAAUACAACACCCAAGUUGGACUGCAAGGAACCCAGCUUUCUGGUGGCCAGAAACAAAGAAUAGCUAUUGCAAGAGCUCUUCUCCGAAAACCAAAAAUUUUAUUGUUGGAUGAGGCCACAUCAGCCCUUGAUAGUGAGAGCGAAAAGGUGGUUCAGCAAGCCCUUGAUAAAGCCAGUAAGGGGAGGACAUGCUUAAUGGUUACCCACCGACUCUCCACCGUACAGAAUGCAGAUUUGAUAGUGGUUCUGCAUGAUGGAAGAAUAAAGGAGCAGGGAACUCAUCAAGAACUCCUAAGAAAUCGGGACAUGUAUUUUAAAUUAGUGAGUACACAGACAGUGCAGUGA
Molecule: messenger RNA, 3708 nt
Organism: Suncus etruscus (white-toothed pygmy shrew)
Lineage: Eukaryota; Metazoa; Chordata; Mammalia; Eulipotyphla; Soricidae
Gene: ABCB5
Product: ATP binding cassette subfamily B member 5
Exons: 26
Coding region: 1-3708 (1235 amino acids)
Biological process (GO): transmembrane transport
Cellular component (GO): membrane
Molecular function (GO): ATP binding; ATP hydrolysis activity; ABC-type transporter activity
Source: RefSeq, a predicted model, not a curated record